Nycticebus coucang (slow loris) is the source of this 930-nucleotide messenger RNA. RefSeq names its product ligand of ATE1 (gene LIAT1). The transcript is spliced from 3 exons. The coding region runs from base 1 to 930 and encodes 309 amino acids. Gene Ontology annotation, biological process: protein arginylation. Lineage: Eukaryota; Metazoa; Chordata; Mammalia; Primates; Lorisidae. The record is from RefSeq and is a predicted model, not a curated record.
AUGAUAAAAAUUAAGCGGACCGCCCCAAGGUUUCAGCCCGGCGGGGGCGCGCAUGCGCAUACCCACAGCGCUGACGCCGCUCGGCGGAAGCUUCCAGGUUGGGCGCGCGCUGGCCCGGCGGGAGGCGGUUGCCAUGGAGACGCGUGGCCCUGCCGGGGCCCUUUGCGCCCAGAGCCACUGGCUGGGAGGCUGCCUCUGUUGGACUGUCCCAGGCGCAGGUGGCGGUCCCCCAGGCGGAUGGACUGCCGCGCUGGGGCUGGGGCGUCGGGUUACGGCGAAGGGGGCGAGGACGACGGGGAUGAGGACGAGGAGCGGGAGGGCGGCGCGGCGGGGUUGGGGUCCAAGCUGCCGCCCAUCGGGGGCAGUGCCUCAGAGCUGACCAAGCGGAAAGUGAAGAAGAAAAAGAAGAAAAAGACCAAAGGGUCGUGCAAGGGGGACGAUAAACAUCAGAGUCGGAGCCUGAAAAGCCAGCAGCUUUCUUCAUCCUCUCACGACAUCUUAAAUCCCAGCAAAGACCACGGCCCAAGGCCAGAGCGCAGACAGGACAAACAGGAAAGCAAGCACGUCCCUCCUUACUCUUCCACCGUCAGUCUCCCCCACUUUGCUGAAGUAGCAGAGAAUCUUUCGAACCAGAUCAACGAAAGUCUGCGUUGGGACGGAAUUCUCUCUGACCCGGAGGCAGAGAAAGAGAGGAUCCGCGUAUAUAAACUGAAUCGGAGAAAGCGGUACCGGGUUUUGGCCCUCAAAGGCUUCCACUCUGAUCCCUGUGCCGAGGAGACCCCUGAGAACCUACCCUACCUCUCAGACAAAGACUGCAGUUCCAACAGCAGGCAGCCCGCAGUGAAAGGCGACCGCCCUAAUCACUGCUUUGAAGGAAACUUCAUCCCAAAGCCCAUACACUCUGAUUUAGUUACCCUCCUGCCAGAGUAA